CGACUGUCGAACUCGACUGGACAUACACAAGUUUGCUACUUGGCACGCGCAGAGCAGUGGCAACAUAGACCCUCAAGGACAAGGUUACUAAUAUCCUAUCUUUUGCGAACCCAUUCACUCUGAUAAUCGUCGAACAUGAGUGAUUCCAGUUCAUCAUCCGAGAGCGAGGUUGUGCAGCAGGCCAAGAAGCCCACUUCGAAGGCCACAAAGAAGAAGGUGACUGAGCCAUCGAGACCAGCUACCUCAUCACACGGGAAGAACGAAGGCACAGAUCCAAACCAUGCAUACCAACCUCCUCCAGGCGCAGUGCCCGUGGACCACUCUGUCGAUUCAGGAGACUUUGAUUGGGAUGCUAUCAAAGACGAUGAGGACUUGGAGUUAUGGGUUGUUCGCGUGCCGCAGGGGCUCAAACCAAAGCACCUCCAAGGCAUCAAGCUCGAGGCACCUUCAUCAUCGGAGACCUCACGUAUAGGCAGCGUUGAUCGCAAACACGCCUCCUACGACGUGUGGUCACUGGGAGACUCGCCGUCAGACCAUGUAGGCGGAGAGGAGCUUAAGCGACUAUCUUGUUUGCUACCGCGGAAAAGCAAGGGAGGGAAGCUUUACCAAGCACCCAACCUCAUCGCAAAACAUAUUGUCGUUGCUGCAAAGCCGGAUGCACCUACCCCGGCGGCGGAAUCCGCAGAGGCUGGCGAAUCAAUGUACAAGAACCCCCCACGCCCUCGCUAUCCGCUGGAGGUUCUUAAGCACCGAUUCAUGCCGUUGGGCUCACUCGCACAUACCGAUGCACCAGAUACAAUGGACGUUGACCAGCCAGAGCAGGCCGCACCGCCGCCCAAGAAAAAGCGGAAAGGUGAUGGAGAGUCGAAGAAGUCUAAGAAAAGCAAGGCCGCUGCUUCGUAGCCCUUCCAGCGU
Rhodofomes roseus is the source of this 915-nucleotide messenger RNA. RefSeq lists its product as uncharacterized. The transcript is spliced from 4 exons. NCBI's taxonomy places the organism in Eukaryota, Fungi, Basidiomycota, Agaricomycetes, Polyporales, Fomitopsidaceae. The record is from RefSeq and is a predicted model, not a curated record. Bases 136 to 903 code for a protein of 255 amino acids. Gene Ontology annotation, biological process: transcription by RNA polymerase I.